Cynoglossus semilaevis (tongue sole) is the source of this 1565-nucleotide messenger RNA. Its product is annotated as calsequestrin-2-like. The transcript has 11 exons. Gene Ontology annotation, biological process: regulation of cardiac muscle contraction by regulation of the release of sequestered calcium ion. NCBI's taxonomy places the organism in Eukaryota, Metazoa, Chordata, Actinopteri, Pleuronectiformes, Cynoglossidae. Gene Ontology annotation, molecular function: calcium ion binding. The coding region runs from base 161 to 1411 and encodes 416 amino acids. Gene Ontology annotation, cellular component: sarcoplasmic reticulum lumen; Z disc. The record is from RefSeq and is a predicted model, not a curated record.
AGAGGAGGAGGAGGAGGAGGAGGUGAUAAUAGAUCCUCCUGAGGUUUGGUCAGUGUGUUUCAAUCACAGUAGGAAGAAGAGAAGACAGGAGGAGGAGAAUACUGUGUCAGGGUGAUACAGAGCCAUAAAUAGUAUAUUUCAUGGACACAUCUGAACAAUAAUGCAUCAAAUCUGUCUUUCUCUCCUGUCUGGCCUCUGCCUUCUUCUGGGUUUCUUCAGUAAUGCAGAAGAAGGUCUGGAGUUCCCUAAUUUUGAUGGUAAAGACCGGGUCCUAGAAAUCAACGAGCGCAACUUCAAGAAAGCCCUGAAGAGAUACGAGCUUCUGUGUCUCUUCUACCACGAACCUGUGUCGGCCAAUAAGGGUCUCCAGAAGAGGUUCCAGAUGACGGAGCUGGUGCUGGAGCUCACAGCUCAGGUCCUUGAGAACAAGGAUAUUGGUUUUGGGAUGGUGGACUCCCAUAAAGGGGCAAAAGUGGCCAAAAAACUUGGUCUGCAGGAAGUGGGCAGCCUGUACGUUUUCAAAGAUGACCGCGUCAUUGAGUUUGACGGGGAACUUUCAGCCGACACGUUGGUGGAGUUCCUUUUGGAUGUGCUGGAGGACCCCGUGGAAAUGAUCAAUAAUGCCAUGGAGGUGCGGGCUUUUGAGAGAAUGGAGGAGGACAUCCGUCUGAUUGGCUACUUCAAGGGGGAAGAUUCAUACUUUAAAUCUUUUCAGGAGGCCUCAGAGAUGUUUCAGCCCUAUAUCAAGUUCUUUGCUACAUUUGAUAAAUCUGUGGCCAAACAUCUGUCCCUGAAGAUGAACGAGGUGAACUUCUACGAGCCCUUCAUGGAGGAGCCUGCGGUGCUGCCUGGUAGACCUCUGUCAGAGGUGGACAUUGUGGACUUUGUCAAGCAGCACAGGAGGGCCACACUGAGGAAGCUCAGAGCAGAGAACAUGUUUGAGACAUGGGAAGACGACAUGGAUGGGAUACACAUCGUUGCAUUUGCUGAGGAAGAAGAUCCAGAUGGUUAUGAGUUCUUGGAGAUCCUGAAAGAUGUUGCCAGAGACAACACCAACAACCCGGAGCUCAGCAUCGUCUGGAUUGAUCCGGACGACUUUCCUCUGUUGACCACCUACUGGGAAAAGACAUUCAAGUUGGAUCUUUUCAGACCUCAGAUCGGCGUGGUCAACGUUACAGAUGCUGACAGUGUGUGGUUGGACAUGUCCAAUGACGAGGACCUGCCGACUGCGGAGGAGCUGGAGGACUGGAUCGAGGACGUCCUGUCCGGGAGGGUCAACACCGAGGAUGAUGAUGAGUCCACAGACGAGUGGGAGAACUAUGGUUACAAUGUCAUGGAAGAUGAUGACCAGAGUCAUGACCUGGAUUAUCAUGAUGGUGAUGAUGAUGAUGGUGAUGAUGAUGAUAUCUAAAAAAACAACAUUUUGAACAGGGGUCAGAUCUGAGGCUGGUUAAAAAAACAAAUCAAAAGUUAAAACUAUAAUGUGCAAUAAAAUACAAGGAACUGAGAAUGAACCAAACUGUGUUUGAACAAGAACAGAAGCCAAUAAAGAUCAACCAUGGGAA